Drosophila obscura is the source of this 5960-nucleotide messenger RNA. RefSeq lists its product as uncharacterized. The coding region runs from base 63 to 5726 and encodes 1887 amino acids. NCBI's taxonomy places the organism in Eukaryota, Metazoa, Arthropoda, Insecta, Diptera, Drosophilidae. The record is from RefSeq and is a predicted model, not a curated record. The transcript has 5 exons.
AUGCCAGCGGUGCGCAAAGCUAUCGCGCGCCAGACUUCAGGAGCACCGAGUACAGCGGUCAGAUGUCGCCCUACGCUCCCUCAUUCUAUCCCGCGGGCUCAUACGCGGCCCAGCUGCUCGCCCACGAGGAGACACAGGAGAACGGCAGGCUUGCAGCUGCGCGGGCGGCUCAGAACCGCCAGCAAGCGCCACCGGAACGAACUCAAGGCAUGCUGAGCAUCUACAAUUCCACCAACGCUUGGCUGGGCCUGAACGAGCCGGGCGUAGCUCAGUGGAAGGCCGGCCAAGCCGCCUAUCCACGCCGUCCCCAGUCGAAUAGCAGCGCGAACAGCAUCUUUCCGCGACGCCCCCCAUCGAAUGCCAGCUCAACAAACAGCAGCAGUUUUCCACGGUCCCAGGUGUCGUCGGGCAACAGUCCACGAGCGUCGCAGGCGUCGCAGGCAGACAAUCACACUUCAAGGGUCCAAACCAUUCGAAUAACAAAUCCCUGUCUGCCCAACACUCGCCACCUUUUGAGUCCGGAAAGAGAGCCGCGCCAGGCGAAUGCUUCUCCAGCCGCAGCAGCAGCACCAGCAGCAGCAGCACCACCACCAGAUCGUCCAGAGUCGGCUGCUCGCUCGCGAUGCUCGCCCGAUGGCAUUCAACCCAAGUUCGUGUGGCCAAGAAAGCGGCCUUGCUCGGCUUGGGUGGAACCAAGGCAGCAGGCAUCAGCGCGAUCGUCGCCUUCAAUAGCGCCAGCGAUGGUCACGGCAACGGCGACGGCGACAUCGAACUAUCCGCCCUUUGAGGAAUUUGUCGCACAGCUGGACCAAUGGGGCGUGGAUCGGGAGAUGUUCGUUGGCACUCUGCGUAAUCUGGUGGUGCGUGCCAACGACUUGCUGCAGCCAUUGCUGGGUGGUCGAUUCAGUCAAAUGUCGCCCGAGCAGAUGGCCGACUACACCUCGGCCAUCAUCAACACUGGGCCGCUGCAUCCCAGCCUGUUCCUUCCGUCCCAUGCACAGCGACAGUGGGAGGGCCACGGACUCGAGCUGCCCUCCAGUCAUCCGCAUAGCCUGACGCCCGAGGACUUGGCACAGAUCAGAGCGUUUUGCAGCACGAAGGACGCCAGCACACAGACGGAGUAUGACUGCCUCUGCAUGAUGUUGGGCUUUCCCGGCAUUCCGGCUCUAGAUCGUCCCCAAGCUGGACCUUAUGCGGCACCGCCAUUGUUUGAAGCGACCCCGAACGGGCCGCGUCUAGCUCCAUUGGGUACUGUCCCGCCACUCGAACCGAUUCAGAACUUUGCGCCGGAAACUGGUCUAGGCGCAGCAUUCGGACAAGGCGCAGGACUUGGAACUGGGGCAGGACUCGGUCCCAACGCUGGACUCGGAACUGGGGCAGGACUCAGACCUAAUGCAGGACACGGAGUAGGACCCGGUCCUAACGCUGGACUCGGAACUGAUGCAGGAGUCAGAACUAAUUCAGGACUCAGAACUAAUUCAGGACACGGAGUAGGACUCGGUCCUAGCGCUGGACUCAAACCUAAUGCAGGACACGGAGUAGGACUCGGUUCUAACGCUGGACUCGGAACUGGGGCGGGAGUGAGACCUAAUUCAGGACACGGAGUAGGACUCGGUACUAACGCUGGACUCGGAACUGGGGCAGGAUUUGUUACUGGCGCUGGACACGCACCUGGCGCAGGGUUCGGACAAGGAGCAGCAUUCGGAGCUGGUGCAGGAGCCGUACCACCGACAGGAUGGCAAUAUGCUGUUCCCACUCCUCCGCAGCCGCAACCUCAACAGCAUCCGCAUCAGCAUCAACCGCCUCCACCGCCUCCACCGUAUCUUCCUUUUCAGCAGGCGCCGCGUGUCCAAGCGCCAUAUGUAUAUCCCAACAACAACAUGUAUCCGAAUCCGAAUUUGAACUCGAAUUCGAAUCCGAACAUGUUUCAGCAGCCGCAGCAGCAGCAGCAAAAUCCACAACAGCAGCAUCAUAUGCCACCGCAAAUGUAUCCGGCAAUGCCGCCUUUUAUGAAUCAACAAUUGAAUUUCCCUCCCCCGAUGAACGGACCCCCGAUGCCUACAGUGCAGCCAAUGUCGACAAUGGCUCAAAUGCCGCCAAUGCCUCCACAGAUGCAUCCCUCCCAGAUGCAUGGGAACAUUUACCCGCACAUGGCACCGCCGACUGUGCCACCAAGCACAGAUAGCUAUAUGAACUCCUUCACGACACCCAAUGCCAAUCCCUUCUACGAUCCGUGCGUGCACAAUCCGUUCUUCAACCCGACUAUGGAUCCCAAUGUGCAGCCGCUCCACCCGAAUCCUCACAUGCAGCCGCCGCACAUGCAGCAUCCUACACUCGGCGGGCAUCCACUUCCGCCUCCAAUGGGACCAAUGGGCAGACCUUUGCAUUAUCCCGAUCCUGCUAUGAGCUCUGGUGGGCCACGCUUUGGCGGACGUCCUAGCCACAGCCACGGCCAAGGCAAUGCCCACAUUCAUGGCAACGUAAGCUUGCACGGCCAUGGCCAGCCUCAGGUCCACGUGCAAUCUCAGGUCCACGUGCAACCUCAGGUCCACGUUCAACCUCAGGUCCACGUGCAACCUCAGGUCCACGUGCUACCUCACAUCCACGUGCAACGUCAUAUCCACGGGCAAACUCACGUGCACGUGCAACCUCCCGUUAACGUGCAGCCUCACAGCCAUGGCCAACCUCAGGGCCACGUCCACGUCCACAGCCACGUCCAUGCCCACGCCCAAGGCCCGGCCAAUGGAGAACCGUCCAGAGAGGGGCCGUCAAGCAGCGGACGUACCAAACAGAAACGCGAACACGAUCGCCAACGCUGCCAAUCGCCACCUGCAAAGGAGCAACGUGCAAAGGAGCAGCUCAGCUCGGACGUCGUCUCCGAAACGGAUUCGGACUCCGAAACCGUAGUGGGCGUGGAGCUGGAGCUGCAGGUCCAAGUCAAAGUUGAACUGUGCCAACCCGACAGCACGCCAACCCACAGCAGCAGCGCCGCCGCAGAGAAAAUCGCUGCAGGCGACAGCGUAAACGGCAGCCCAAAGACCAGCGACACCAACGAGAAGGUUUCCGUAUGUGGAACGGACAAGAAGCAGCAGACCAGCGAGCAGCAGUCGCAGGACGAAGAAGCGUCCCCAAGCCAGGAAGGCCAAGGCAAAGGCACCUCUGCCAGCGCAGGUGGCCCUGCCAGUGAGGAGCCCGAUCGUUUCCGAUACACGGCCUAUCAAGUACGCGACGUCAGUGAGGACGAAUCUAGUUCGGAUGACUCCGAUUCUCCCCCGCAGGGCCCGGCGGUCAGACGAGUGCGAUUGCGGCCCUGUGCACAGGUGCCGCCAACGUCAAUCGUCAACGCAGGAGGCGCUCAAAUGCCGCCAGCUACCACUGGAGUUGCUGCAGAGCCGCAGCCGAGCGAUCUGGAGACUGCGGCAGCUGUGGCAAGUCGCAGCACUCGCCCGCCCACCUGGCCCGCUCCUCCAACACUGGAUCGCAGCGAGGAGUUCGUUGGGCCCAGCUUUGGGGGCAUCAAUUUCACCAUACACGACAUUAACCCACGCAGAAUGAGCCCGGCCACUCCCGCAGAGGGCGACUGCAUCAAUAUACUCGGCAAUCUGCACAAUCUGAACUACCUCGGGGAUCCCAGCGAUCCCAACAGGAUUGCCAGCCAUCCGAAUGCCGAAUCGAGUAUUAAUUCUACGCUGGAUCCAAUGCAGAUGCCACUGCCACCACUGCCACCUCUGCCACCACUGCCGCCGAUGCCUGUGCCGAUAGUUGUGCCGAUUAUGAUUUCCGAGUUCAACGUAUUCAUGCUGGAUCCGCCGCGUCCCGUAAAUCCAACGAUGCCACCACGUCCAAUGCCUGAUGGUGGCGAUGGCUCCAUGAACAGUCGCACUGAAGCCAAUGGCAUGGGAUUGAAUCCUAUGAUGCCGAUGCCGAUGGCGAUGGCGAUGCCCAUGCCGCUGCCCAUGGCCAUGGCGAUGCCCAUGCCGAUGCCACGUCCAAUGCUAGUGCCUGAGGCUGAGCGCAGUCUGCCAAUACAGAUGCCGAUGCCGAUGCCGAUGGCGAUGCCAAUGCCAAUGCCAAUGCCCAUACCGGUGCUGUCGUGGGACAGUCUCGAAGCCCUGGACAUGCUGCUGAUCGAUGGAAUGGCCAUGGUGAUGGCUCCACACCCGCCAGCCCCCGUUGACUUUGUGUUCGAGCUGCCCACGCUAAAUCCAGCACUCUUUGCCAUGGGCAUCCAGCCGGCCACUGAUCCUGCCGCCAACAACGUUACCGUGCAACCCGGCAGCUCUGCCUCUGCCUCUGCCGCCGUGCCUGUGCCUGUGCCGCACAGAUCGAAUGCUCCCUCCGAUGUGAACAGCAUGGAAAUGAACGUCGGUGUCGGUGUCGGUAUUGGUAUCGAGUUCAAUGAUCCCCUGAUGAUCUUUCCGUUACCGAUACCGAUACCGAUGCCGUUUCCGAUUCCGAUCGAGAUACAGCUGCCCCGUGGACCCCACAACGGAAUGGUGUUGCCAUUUGAUCUGCCCGAUCAGUCGCCACUGCGUCGCAACUUCUACGCCAUGACACUGCACAUUCGGAAUCUGUUGAAUGCGAAUGGGACGGUGCCGACCCUGAACCCCAUUGCCCCUCCCCUGUGGAGCCACUUCAGCAUCAACUUGGGCCAUGGCCUGAGACUGGGACUGGAACUGGAUGCAGAGGUUGGUGCGCCGCCUGCCAACCUGAUGCCACAAAUGAUGCCCAACCUGAAUGUGACGUUUAUCUUCGAGAUGGGAGAAGACGUCACCAUUCCACAUAUGAACGGCCUGCGGGUGCCGAGAGCCACCGCGGCGGCGACAGCACUGCCAAAUUAUUCGACCCUCUUCAAUGGUCUGGAGGUGUUGCCGGUGGUCGCCGAGGAGGAGAGUGACCUGGAUGAGUCCUCCAGUGACGAGUCCAACAUAAGCACCGAGUCACCGCCCAGUUUCACCUCCUCGGGCUGGACAACAGACGAAGAACGGUCCAUCACCGACACGGAGUUAGCCGGAUCAGAUUCGCCCCGAGUGCUUGGCAGUGCUGCCAGGGAAUUAACCCUGCCGAUUGAGGAUCAUCGACUCGAUCAAGCAGCCAGUGAGGAGUCGGCUGAGCUAAGCAGCGUCUAUGAUCUCUCCAGCGAGGACUCAACGGCCAUGGAUCUCAAUCUGACGAUGCACGAAGAGCAACCAAUGGAAAUAGAUAAUCAGGAUGUGACAUUGGUGCCUCCUAGGACGGAUGAAGAUGGGGUCACCAUUUAUCUGGACUGUUAUCGAAUGCCCUUGACAGUGGAGGAAGAUGGCAGCAGCGUGGAAUUGGCCAUGGACGUGGAUGUGCCGCCGCCCAACCUCAUGCCACCCAAUCUGGAUGUGACGUUUGCCAUCGAAGAAGAAAAAGCCACCGCAAGCGCAGCCGCAUUGGCAGAUAGCAACGCUGCCAUUGCCGUCCAGCUGGUGCUUCAGGAGCAGCAGAGUGGCAUUCCGGCAGUAUCCAUCAUAAGCGCCGCGGUGUCCGGUCCGCCCAACGCAGCGGAUGCCACUCCGCUCAGCUCAAUGGCACAGACGAUAAUGGGGGCAGAUCAUAAGAGCAACGAUCAGGGCAAUCAAGUCGCCAGCGGGGAGUCCGAACCAAUGGAAGUGGAUAUAGAUAAGAGCGAGGACUGCACGCGGGACGCCACAGAGAGCGCCGUGGCUGGCGUUCCAACACCUGACACAUCUACAGACUGAACAGCGAGGAGAGUUUUGGGUUUCAAAUUUGUUUUGUAUCCUCUUUUGGGAUAUGCAAGGCCGGUAAGCCGAUAGCAGGGAGCAGCCAAGAGAGAGGCAAGCGAGAUUAUAACCAGAGAGAUGGGAACACUGAGACUGACACCAAGCAACUGAGAAGAAACAAUUUAAGACUGUUCGAAGUAAUCUUAAUUUAUGUAAAAACUCUGUUACAAUAAACACAAGACACCAAAACAC